UAAACCUUGACUGAUUUCAGAUGUAAGAUCAAAAAUGGCUGUCCAGAUGGCGGCUGAGUUGGAAAUGGCGGCGGAUAUUGUCCUAGGCCCGCCUAAUCUCGUCUCGGCGGAGCAGCGUGCGACGGCGGAGUCGAUUUUUAUAAACUUUCGAAAGUCUGUUUGCCCGUAUACUAUGUGCAAAGAGUUAUUGGAGACGAGUAAAAACGACUACGUAUUGUUUGAGGCGAGCGGACUCAUCAAGGAUGCGCUUAUAAGGGAGUGGAAUGAACUCCCUGCCCAGGAUAUCCACGCUCUCCGAACCUAUCUUCUCCAAUAUGUAAUUAGUAAUCCGUCCUGCUCAGCGUUUGUUCGAGAGCGAAUCGUCCAGGUUAUAGCUAUCAUGGUGAAGCGACAAUCAGUGGAAGAUGGGGGAAAGGAUCGUAGCCUUGUGAUCGCUGAAGUCCAACAAUUAAUUGCUAGUGGAAAUCAACAGAUGCAAAUGAUGGGAUGUGCGAUCAUUACAGCAUUGAUGCAAGAGUAUGCUACAACGGUGAAAUCUUCGGAUGUUGGUCUACCAUGGGAACUUCAUUUCAAGGUCAAGAAACAGUUUGAGAGCACAGAUCUUCAAACCAUAUUUAGGUUUAGCAUAUCAGCCCUCAAGGAACUCUCCGCCCAGAUCGUUCUACCGCUUAACAGUGAUAUGGAAUAUCUUUUGAGGAGGUUGGUUAUGAUUUCCGAAACCGUUCUCUCAUGGACCUUUAUCAACGUAAAUCUUCCUAAAAAACUCAUAUCCGUCUUCGAGUCUGAUCAAAGUCCAAGUCUACGUCCUGGGGUUGCCUGGAAAGAGAUACUUUUGGAACCUUCUCUUGUUCCCUUUAUCUUUGAUUUCCAUUGGAGGGUCCGGACCAGCAGUAGUAUUUCUCACCAUACCCUGAGCUGUCUAGUCCAGCUUGCUAGUCUUAACGGACAAACUUUAAAUGCCAAGAACUUGAGGCUUGAACAUUUGACAACGUAUGUUAGGAGUUUGACCCAGCUUAUUGAAAAUAUUGGUCGCACAGGUUCUAUUCCAGGGAAGGAAGCUUUAGGAAUCUCUACAAUAGUCAGGAAGCUUAUACUCUUCUAUCCCCCUAAUAUACUGGUGAAUAUUGAGGGGGAGCUGCUUCAGAAAUAUCUGGAGCAGCUUGUGUCUCUAACCUGUGGGUUCCUCAGAGCUUCUCUCUCUCCGGGAACUGACGAGGAGGAGCAGUUGUUAUUUAACGAGGCCUUUGAAAAUUCAAUGGAAGCUUGGAUCUCAAUCCUUAAUGAAAACCAGUUGUUCCCAACAGGAUAUUGCAAGGAAGCUGCCGCUGCAAUAUUUAAAACCUUCAUCGAAGUUCAUCUGGCUCCUCCGGACGGAGUACGACGAAGAGGUUGUGUUGAGGAUGAGGAUGAGAACGAGGACGCGGAUAGGGUUAAAUACAAGGAUACUCUGAGCACUGUUGGAGCACUAGGUCGAGAAUGCCUGGACUACUCUAUGCCAGCUGUAAUAACGCUACUGGAGAGUAGGAUAACUCGGCUUCAUGGACAGAUUCAACGAAUCUCAAGCCAAGGAGGAACAGAGGUCGAUGAGGUUCUCUCAGACUUGUUCGAGGACAUCCAUUGGAUCCUUCUGAUCGGGGGCAACGUUCUUUCCAUGGACGUAGAUGGAGAAACCGCUCUGAUUCCUCAUGAAUUGAUGCUGCAUUCCAUUGCUCAGGCUUCUUCUGUAGAUAUUUCCAAAUCUCUGGAGGUUCUGGCGUCUCCGGGGAAGUCUGCUUGUGAGAUCCCUGGAUAUGAAUCCUCUGAUCAUAUUGUUAGAUUGAUUGGAGAUGUACUCAGACUCACAGAGGUUGAAAAAAGAGCUUUGGAAGCUGGUUUAAUUCAUCUCUGGUCUCCUCUAGUCUCCUCUACUGUCAUGUGGUUUCUCCGCCGUUGGUCUCACACCUAUCUUGCUACACAGGAAGCUAUAUACCAGGAGAUAAGUGGCGCACUCCUCACAGCAUUUGGUCGGGAUACAGAGGGAGCAACCUGGACGGUCAAUUUUCUUUUGGAGAAAUGUAUUUCAAACCUGACACGGCUAAACUCCGAACCUGAUGUUAUGAAGGAUACUAUUGGGCUCAUUCUCAGCUUUGCAGAUUCACGAGAGAAGUGUGGAACUGUUUGUAACAGUCCUGGUCUUCUUAGUAUCCUACAGAUCGGAGUUCAACCUAACACAAUCCCGUCCUCUUGUAAAAGAGGAUUAAUCAAAGCUCUAGUAUUGGUUGGAUCUGCUCAGGAGGAUUCUGUCAGUAGGGAGCAAUAUUGGAGCCAGGUUCUGAAACCUCUAGAAGCCCGGUACAAGGAGAUAGUUGAGAACCCGAACCUGAAAACUAUCUUUAUGGACGAGAUUGUGCGGAUAGCAGUGAUAGAUCUCCUAGAGAGCUUUACAGGAGUAGUACAGGGUUGCCAGGUGUCCACAGUGCAUCAGCUGUUUGGUUGGAUGCGUCCAACUAUUGCCUCACUGGUGCAUUUAUUGGCCUUAUAUCAUAACUACAAUCAGGUGGUUGAACUAAUAUUGGAACUCUACUGUGAAACUGCCAAACGUAUUCUCUGCUAUUUAACCCCAGCUGAAUCUAAAGCUUUCUACGAAGCGUCCCUUGCCCUAAUAAAAACCUACGCGGACCAUCAUGUUGGGAAGAAGAGCUAUAGUAAGGAGGCUGAGGAGGAGCAAUAUAAAGAUCUUCUUCUCUUCAUGGAACUCCUGACUAAUCUGCUGAGCAAGGAUUUUAUAGAUCUCAGUCCUCCUGACAGCCAGGAUACAGAUGAUACUGUUACUGCGGCGGAUGUCUGUCUAUUUGGGUUGAACAUCAUUAUGCCGUUGAUGUCGGAGGAGCUGUUAAAGUUUCCCAACUUGUGCCUCCAAUAUUUUAAUAAUAUUGUUCAGUUGAUGUCGGAGGAGCUGUUAAAGUUUCCCAACUUGUGCCUCCNAUACAGUUAA
Molecule: messenger RNA, 2974 nt
Organism: Eurytemora carolleeae
Lineage: Eukaryota; Metazoa; Arthropoda; Copepoda; Calanoida; Temoridae
Product: exportin-4
Exons: 7
Coding region: 35-2974 (979 amino acids)
Biological process (GO): protein export from nucleus
Cellular component (GO): cytoplasm; nuclear pore
Molecular function (GO): nuclear export signal receptor activity
Source: RefSeq, a predicted model, not a curated record